This is a messenger RNA of Stegostoma tigrinum, 6159 nucleotides long. RefSeq lists its product as uncharacterized. The transcript is spliced from 2 exons. NCBI's taxonomy places the organism in Eukaryota, Metazoa, Chordata, Chondrichthyes, Orectolobiformes, Stegostomatidae. The record is from RefSeq and is a predicted model, not a curated record. Gene Ontology annotation, cellular component: cytoplasm. The coding region runs from base 171 to 2093 and encodes 640 amino acids.
UGGGAUGAGAGAGAGAGAGAGAGGAGCAAACUUCACUACUGAGCUGGAAAGUUGAAUGAAAGCGAGCGGCUGAUGGAUACAGUGUGGCGCAGAGCCUGAUACAUUUCAGGAAACUGACACAUUGUAUCCAGCUGGCGGGGGAGUUCCCCCCGGGUCCUCCCUCCUGCAACAUGGGCGGCUGUAGCAAGGCAGAAGUUUACCAAAAGUUCCUGGCUUUCCACCAGAAGGAUUUCAUCGCCGGCAGCCUGUCGCCCUGCACCGGGGCUGAAGAGCUCCGCCGAGGCAAGGAGUUUCUCGAUUCGGUGCCCUCUCCGUGCCAGCGCUUCCAGCAGCUGGAUUUCUACCGCCUGGCCCAGGAGUUUGUCGAAGCCAGGGGCGGAGAGGGGAUGAGGGAGCAGCCUCUCGGGGCCCUGGGUAAAGCUUUUGGGCUGCUGGAGCUGAUCUCCAUCAACCUGUAUCUGUGGCCCUGGAGAAAGGAGAUCAAGUCGAUCAAGACUUUCACAGGAGCCUUUGUCUACUUCAUUGAGCCGGUUUUUCCUCCUGAGGUCCUUCAAGGGGUCUUGGUGAAUUUGGGAUACACUCAGAAAGGAACCAGUGAAUAUGUGAUCUCCAAGCAGGUCAGCAAGGAAGAUAUUGGCCAACUUGGGUUUGAAUGUUUCUUAGCCAGGGCUGAGUGUGAGCUGAUGCAGGAGACUCUGGAGCAAGCCAUGCACAGUAGCUGUCAGGAUGUCGUGCAGAUGAGAUCUUGCAUGUCUCUCAAUCAGGCCGACUGCAUCAAACACUUGUUCGCAAUGAAAACUGGAUCUAGAAAUCUCAGUGAAUGGUCCGCUCCAGCGAGUGAGGGGCCCACAAAGUCAGCCCUGAGUUGUGAGGGAGGCCUUGAUGAGUCUGAGCUGCCCAGCUCACCCUUGCCACACUCUACCAACAACCAGGGAACCCUCAGGCUGCAGGAGGGAGCACUCGAGGAUAGAGAGAUGGACACUGCCAACGAUCCAUUGUCCAUCUCCAUGAUGUUUCCACCAGACAGCAUUGACCUGUACCGUGACUACACCGAUAUUGACAUCACCGGCAACUUGGGCUACACACACUCUCAGAUGCAGCUCAACACUGCCAAUCCCAGCGGGGAGACGGGGCAGUGUGACUCUCUGCUGGUCCUGGACCAGUCCAUGGUGCAAAGGGCACUAUCGGAAUCUCACAUCAAGUUGUCCCCAGGUCAAACCGGACCCCAGUCCUUGAGCUUUAUCCCCAAAUCAACCCUGAUUGCGUCUCUGUCAGAUAGUAAGAACCUGAAGAUUAGAGACAGGGCAGAUUUCGGUACAGGAGACCCAAAAGCCUCUUUGAAACAUGGUGGUGUACUGGAUGCCACCAGCCAGCUGUAUCCUGAGGGCAAACCAUCAGAGAAAAACUAUCAGAAAUUAGACGGCGCCUCAUCCGUGAAAUAUGGCAAGUUCCUGAAUGGGAAUUCCACCAGCCGGAAAAAGGAAAGUGACCCCCCUGUGGAGAUUGAGCUGAAGCACAUAGAUAAGGAGAAACUGCCCUACCCGACAGCUGAGACUUCUGGGCCUGCCCACUUUCACCCCACGAGACCUCCCCGAGCCUCGGAGGCCCAGUGUGUGGGUUUGAGCCAGGCCGAUCCAAUAGGAGGGCAGCAUCUUCGACAGACUCAUGCAGCCGACCAGCUUGCAGCCUGUCGGGUUCCCAGCAUUACCAGGUGCUGUGUGUGCUCCCCUCUGGACAUUCCCAGAUGUCAGCUGGCAGACCCCUCCGAGCUCAUGGGCAACAUGCUGCAGGAUGGAGGGGGCCAAAUUGUUCGAGAGCCCCCCCAGUCUUUCUACAUUCCACCUGACAGCCUGGAGGCUGGACCACCCACAGCCAUAUCCUGUGAUAUCUCCGGGUCUCGGAGGUGCCCUCACUGCAGCUCGGAGCUGUCUGCAAAUCAGCGCCAAGCUGUCUCCAAGGAUUGCCUUGAAAUCCAGGAGCUGUUGAUUGGAGAAAGCCCUGACCCUUAUGUCUGCGUGAGCAAGUUGCCAGAGGGCAGUGAUCAUGACAGGACAGCGAGGUGCAGUCACUGCAGAGGUGAGGAAGGCCUUUAAGUGUUGGCUUUCAGUGGGGGCCAUGCUCAGUGCUUGAGCUGACAACUGAGCCGAACUGUCCAGCCAUGUCUCGGAGUGUCCUGAGCCAGCUAAUCAUAGUCUGCUUAAUUGCCAAGAUGCUCUCAUUGCUGCCUCUGCGUCAGUCCCCAGGGCAGGGAGGGGAAAAUCAGCCAGGGCUGCCUUUCCCAGCAAAGUGGCCGAGUGCCUAAAUGUGGUUAUUUACUGGAGCUGCCAAAAGGCUAGUUGCCUGCUGGUCUUUUCCCAGAGGAGUGACCACUUGAGUGAAGCCCAAAGAGUGUUUGCAAAGCCCCUGCAGGUUCAACACCAUCAGGAGCAAUGGGGACUGAACAGUGACAACCAGCACAUCCAGAUGUGAAAACCAAUUGCUACCUCCUAUUGCAGCCGGUAUACCUUGCCGUUUGGACGAUUUCUGCCAAGAAGCCGUUUGCCCCAGUGAUCCCUGGGAUUGGUUUGUGGUGGCAAGACCACCUUCCUUUUUUUUUUACCAGAAACCCAAAGUGAAUGCUGCGUCUACCUUGGAGGGAGCACAAAGGACAAUCCAUUCAGUGAUGAGCCUAAACGUUCCAUUUUUAACUGGUUCUUGAGAGUUGGGUGUCACUGAAAAGUCUAGCUUUUAUACCCUGGAUACCCCUGAGAAGGAUUGACAGUGAAAUACACUCUUUUCUCCCAGUGAAGAGAGUCCUGUCUCAGCUGUUUCAGAUGACAGUUAGGCCUCAGCCAUAUUGAAAUGGGACUGGAGUCACCUGUAGGUACGGAAUGGGUAAACACAGCAGGUUUCCGCCUUUUGAACAACACAUAAGGAACCCAACAGGUCUCUUCAACAAAACAACAACUUUACAGCUGCUUUAGCUGAAACCUACUCUUUAUUCCUGGACAGUUAUUGAAGUGCUCAAUUAAACUUUUCAACUUAGCAAAGAAUAUUCCAGCUCUCACUCUGUAGGUUACAAGUCAUGAACAAGACCUCUCGGCCUCUGGAAAUGGGCAAUGGGUCCCUGCGGACAACAGGAUUAGAGUCACAUAAUAAAACAAAGAAUUGCGGACUCUUGAAAUCUGAAACACAAAUGGAAAUUGCUGGAGAAACUCAACAGGCCUGGCAGCAUCCGUGGAGAGAAAGCAGUGUUAACAUUUCAGGUCCAGCAACCUUUCUUCAGAACUGAUCAGAACUGAAAGGUUAGAGCCGUACCUAGCACAAAGGAAGACACUGAUGUGUGUUGGAGGUCAAUCAUCUCAGCUCCAGGACAUCUCUGCAGGAGUUCCUCAGGGUAGUGUCCUAGGCCCAACCAUCUCCAGCUGCUUCAUUAAUGACCUUGCCUUCAUUGGUUACAGUGACAAGAAACUGAACUGGACCAGCCAUUUAAAUAUAGCAGCUACAAGAAUACGCCAAAGGCUAGGAAUCUUAGUGCAUAACUCACCUCUUGACUCCUCAAAGCCUGCCCACCACCUCCGAGGCACAAGUCAGGAGCGUGAUGCAAUACUCCCCAGUUACCUGGAUGGGUGCAACUCCAAUAACACGCGAAGCUCACUGCCACUUGAUUGGCAUCCCAUCCACCACCUUCAUCAUCCAGUGCCUUCACCACGAAUCUACUCUGGCAGCACUGUGGAUCAUCUGUGAUAUGCACUGCUCACCAAGCCUCCCUUGACAGCACCUUCAAAAUCCAUAACGUCUGCAACCUCAAUACAAAUCCAUCGGAACACCGCCAUUAAACGCCCCCAUCGAAUCUACAUGCACCCAGACUUGAAAAUAUGUUGCCAUUCCUUCAGUGUCCCUGGGUCACAAUCCUGAAGUUUCUUUUCUAAAGGCAUUGUGGGUCAACUAACAGCACAUGGACUGCAGCGGUUCAAGAUGGCAGCUCACCACCACCUUCUCAAAGGACAGCUAGAGGUGGGCAAUAAAUGCUGGGCCAUCUAGUGGUGCCCAUAUCCUGUAAUGAAUUAAAAAAUACCCCUUUUUUUCUAGCCAAGAAUUGCGAGGGGUUUGAGGGAGGGAUAGACAAGAACUAACAUGAAGCUGACUAUCAUUGAGCUGCUAUCAUGUUGCCCCAAACGACUGGCAUGUUGGUCAGGGUUGACCAUAAUCCUGCAGGGCUAUUUCCAUGAUCCAUGUUACUGUCUGAUCAACACAUAAAGAUAUGCAUUAGGAGUAGGCCAUUCAGCCCCUCAAGCUUGCUUCGCCAUUCAGUAAUCUUGUGGCUAAUCUGAUUGCAACCUCAAAUCCAUAUUCCCACCUGCCCCGACGAACUUUCAACCACUUCCUUAUCAGGAAUCUCCCCACUCUGCCUUAAAAAUAUUCAAGGACUCUGCUUCCACUGCCUUUUCAGGAAGAGCGCUCCAAAACCUCCCACAUCUUUCCUGGGGGAGAAAAGAGUUGCUUGCUGUCUGUUUUAAAGGUGUGACCCCCUGAUUUUUAAACAGUCCCUCCCCCGUUCUGGAUAUCCCCCCCAAGGGAGGAAACAUCCUCUCAAUGUCCAAGACCCCUCAGAAUCUUGUUGUUUUCAUAGAGCAUUACAGCACAGUACAGGCCCUUCUGCCCUCGAUGCUGUGCCGACCUGUCAUAUCGAUCUCAAGCCCAUCUAACCUACACUAUUCCAUGUACAUCCAUAUGCUUAUCCAAUGACGACUUAAAUGUACCUAAAGUUGGCGAAUCUACGACCGUUGCAGGCAAAGCGUUCCAUUCCCUGACUACUCUCUGAGUAAAGAAACCACCUCUGACAUCUGUCCUAUAUCUUUCACGCCUCAAUUUAAAGCUAUGCCCCCUCAUGCUCGACGUCAGCAUCCUAGGAAAAAGGCUCUCCCUAUCCACCCUAUCUAACCCUCUGAUUAUUUUAUAUGUUUCAAUUAAGUCACCUCUCAACCAUCUCUGUAACGAAAACAGCCUCAAAUCCAUCAGCUUUUCCUCGUAAGGCCUUCCCUCCAUACCAGGCAACAUCCUAGUAAAUCUCCUCUGCACCCUUUCCAAAACUUCCACAUCCUUCUUAUAAUGCGGUGACCAGAACUGUACGCAAUACUCCAAGUCCGGUCGCACCAGAGUUUUGUACAGCUGCAGCAUAACCUCUUGGUUCCGGAACUCGAUCCCUCUAUUAAUAAAAGCUAAAACACUGUAUGCCUUCUUAACAGCCCUGUCAACCUGGGUGGCAACUUUCAAGGAUCUGUGGACAUGGCCACCGAGAUCUCUCUGCUCAUCUACACUACCAAGAAUCUUACCAUUAGCCCUGUACUUUGCCUUCCGGUUACUCCUACCAAAGCGCAUCGCCUCACACUUGUCUGCAUUAAACUCCAUUUACCACCUCUCAACCCAGCUCUCAAUCAAGAAACCUCUUACUGUUCUAAACCCAAUGGGUACAAACUCAGCCCGUCCAAACUUUCUUCAGACAACAACCCACCCAUUCCAGCUAUCGGCCUGGUUAGCCUUAUCUAAACCACCUCCAAUACAUUUACUGGUCUCCUUAUUUUAAGAAAGCUUGUACUGUACACAAUAGUCCUGAUAUGGUCUCACCAGUGCCCUCUAUAAUUGAAGUAUAACCUUCCUACUCUGAUAUUGAAUUCUUCUAAUAAGAAAUGAUAGAAUUCAAUUAACUUUCCUGAAUAGUUGCUGUUCUUGCACGCUCACCUUUUGCAGUUCAUACGUGGAAACUUCCAAAUCUCUGAGCUCUGUAAUCUCUCACCAUCAAUAUAAUGUGCGUUUGUUUUUACCUUCCUGCCAAAGCAGAUGAUUUCACGUCCUCACACAUUAUACUCAUUUUGGUACAUCUUUCCCCAUUUACUUAACCUUUACAUAUUUUUGUAACCUUGUGCCCUUUUCACAAUUUACUUUCCUUCCUGGCUUUGUGUCAUUAUCAAAUUUGCCAACCAUACCUUACAUCCCUUCAUCUGAGCCAAUUUUGUUCAUAGUAAACCAUUGAGAUCCCAGCAGCAUCCCCUAUGGCACAUUAAAAUUUGCCAACCUGAAAAGACCCAUUUAUUCCUACUCUGUACUCUGUUAGCAAGCCAAUCUUCUGCCCAUGGCAAGGAGUGGAGCUGGAUGAACACAGCAGGCCAAGCAGCAUCU